CUCACCCAUCUUCAACAAGAAAAACCCCCCCCCCACGAAAACAAAGACCAUGCGAUCUCCAAGCGACCCUCUCCUCGCCUCCGAAACCCAACCACUCCCUCCAGGCCAGAUCUAUCUCCCUGACGACGAGGAAAACACACCAUCCACCGAGCCCCUCAUUGCGCGCUGCCGCCAGUCGGCCCGCAACUACCUCUCCUCCCGAUUCGGUCACUACCUCGUCCUAUUCCUUGUGUCUGUAGAUGUUGCCUGUGUUUUUGCCGAUUUCUUGAUUGAAAUCCACGUCUGCGAACUGGAGAAGAAGUACAAGCAUGUGCCUUCUGGGUGGGAAGAUGCUCAGGAGGCGCUGAGUAUUACCGGACUGGUGUUUUCGUGUCUGUUUAUGCUUGAAUUGGUGGUCGCUGUGGGGAGUUUUGGGAUGAGUUACUUCUCAUCUAAGUUCCAUAUCUUCGAUUCAGCGGUUAUUAUUGUCGCGUUCGCCAUUGAUGUGGCAAUGAGAGGGUUGGUUGAGGAACUGGGUUCCUUGGUCGUGGUUUUGCGGUUGUGGCGCGUGUUUAAGAUCAUUGAGGAGCUGGAGUCCGCUAGUGCGGAUUCUUUGGAGGAGUAUGAGCGGGAAAUUGAUCGAUUGAAGGAGGAGAACUACCUGCUUCGUCGCAGGGCGGAUUUUGGGGUUGAUGGGGUGAAUUGAGC
Molecule: messenger RNA, 687 nt
Organism: Aspergillus costaricaensis CBS 115574
Lineage: Eukaryota; Fungi; Ascomycota; Eurotiomycetes; Eurotiales; Aspergillaceae
Exons: 2
Coding region: 50-685 (211 amino acids)
Biological process (GO): proton transmembrane transport
Cellular component (GO): plasma membrane
Molecular function (GO): voltage-gated proton channel activity
Source: RefSeq, a predicted model, not a curated record